GACGCGGAGGGGCGGGGGUGCGGAGCGGUGCUGAUGGCUGCUCAACAAGGGAUGCCCAGCUCGGCCCUGCGGCUUCUGGAAGAACCGUUGGGCAUGGGCUUGACGGAUGCCGGGGACACCGCGGACGCGGUGGCCGCCGAGGGCGCCUACUACCUGGAGCAGGUCACCAUAACUGAAGCAUCAGAAGAUGAUUAUGAAUAUGAAGAGAUACCAGAUGACAAUUUUAGUAUUCCAGAAGGUGAAGAAGAUCUGGCAAAAGCAAUUCAGAUGGUUCAAGAACAGGCUACAGAUACUCAUAUUUUGAUAAAGGGAAUAUUGAAUUCAGGCAAGAUAACGUAUCACAAUAGUUUGAUGCAAAAACAAGUUGAGAUCCAGCUGUGUCCUUUAGACAUUAAAGUGGUUUGGAAAACUUUGUAA
Molecule: messenger RNA, 417 nt
Organism: Hipposideros armiger (great roundleaf bat)
Lineage: Eukaryota; Metazoa; Chordata; Mammalia; Chiroptera; Hipposideridae
Product: sperm-associated antigen 16 protein-like
Exons: 5
Coding region: 34-417 (127 amino acids)
Source: RefSeq, a predicted model, not a curated record